This is a messenger RNA of Cavia porcellus (domestic guinea pig), 2115 nucleotides long. It is a transcript of the gene Ier5, whose product is annotated as immediate early response 5. Bases 228 to 1139 code for a protein of 303 amino acids. Lineage: Eukaryota; Metazoa; Chordata; Mammalia; Rodentia; Caviidae. The transcript has a single exon. The record is from RefSeq and is a predicted model, not a curated record.
CCACUGCCCUCAGUUUAGCGACCGGACUCGAAACUGGGCGCUAGUUGUGGGUUAGAGCGUCAGAGAGCAGCGCACGUCACUGAGUCGUUUCUCUUCGAAGCCCUCUGCAGUAGAAGGUGCUCCCCGCGGCGGAUUUAUCUACGCUCUCAGUUCUCUUCCGGGCUUCCGAACGUUAGCCGGGGCUCGCCCGCGUCACCCCGGCGCCAGCCCGGGGAAAGGGAGGCAGGAUGGAGUUCAAGCUGGAGGCUCACCGCAUUGUCAGCAUCUCCCUCGGCAAGAUCUACAACUCCCGAGUCCAGCGUGGCGGCAUCAAGCUGCACAAGAACCUCCUGGUCUCGCUGGUGCUGCGCAGCGCCCGCCAGGUCUACCUGAGUGACCCGUGCCCCGGCCUCUACCUGGCGGGUACUGCGGGGACCCCGAUGCCGCAGCCCGGGGAACCGGCGGCCCAGCCACCUGCGGGCUGGGGAGAGGCGCCCCCGCCGCCCGCCCGCGCCGCCUGGCCGGACACCGAGCCACAGCCGGAGCGCCCCGCGGCCACCGACGCGCCGCAGGCGGGGCACCCUGAGCCCGCUGCCACAGUGACCGGAGCCGGAGACUGUCUUCGGCGCCGAGAGGAGGACACGGCGGAAGCUGCCUGGGGCCGCGUGGUGGGACCACGCGUUGCGGCGCCGGUGGGUGUCUCGGACGUAUCCCCUGAGGGGCCUUCGGCAGGCUGUCCCCCGGCCCGGGAGGGCCAGCGCGGCCGGAUCCCCCGUGUCGACGGUCGCUGCGUGCCACAGCCCGCCGAGGAGGAGCCCUCCGCGCCGCCCGCCCUGUGCCCCAGGAAGCGCGGCGCGGCGGGGGCGGGCAGGGGCCACGCGGGCUGCGCAGCGCCCUGCUCGACCCCGCUGAAGAAGCCACGCCGGGACGGAGGAGAGGAGGACGGGGAGGAGGAGAUGGAGACCGGGAACGUGGCGAACCUCAUCAACAUCUUCGGUUCCAGCUUCUCCGGACUCUUGCGGAAAAGCCCUGCGGGCGGCCGGGAAGAGGAGGAGGGAGAGGAGAGCGGCCCGGAAGCCGCUGAGCCCGGGCAGAUCUGCUGCGAUAAGCCGGUGCUGAGAGACAUUAACCCUUGGAGCACAGCCAUCGUGGCCUUCUGAGGCCCGGCCCCGUGCGGACGGAGGUUGAGCCGCGGGCGUCCCCAGAGUGAGGGCUGGGCUGCUCCCGCUGCGAGGACGCCCCCGAGACAGAGACCGCUAGCGCCGUGCGCGUUGGGGAGAUCGGUUGCUGCCGGGCAGCAUCCACUGGCCCCGAGCUGGGCAGCCCCGCUAUGCUCUCUGGCUCUCGAGUCUCCGCUUGAGACCUCAGUUGGGGGCUCACAGAAAAGAGAACGAUCGUUAACUUUUGUGUUUGUGUGUGUGUCUGUGUUUCUGUAGUUUGUCCUGUUGAAUUGAGACUUGUUUCGUUCUUCUGGAAUGCACCACCCUUUCCCCGAGCUUAAGACGUCGGGGGCAGACAGGGACUUUCCUUCGCCGGCCGCGCAGAAAAGGAAGCGGCAGAAAGGUUGGAGGCCGGGGAGUUCCCCUUUCGUUCUUCGGGGAGGGAGGGACUUUACACACACCCCUCAAAUGAAAGCUAGAGCCCUGCCGGGCCUGUGGCGUUUCCUCCCAGGAUUUCCUCAGACUCGGGGGAUUUAGUCUGCAAUAGAGACUUGAAUUUCUCUCUCUCUCCAUCGUUCUCUAGCACAGAAGAAACGUUUAUGCCCUAUGAUUACUCUGGGAAAGGGGAGUAUUAAGGGACCGUGACCUCCUUACAGGGGAAAAAGCUUGAUGAACUUCACAGAAGAGAUCAAGCUUGGAAAUAUGGAAUUUAUAGAGAAAUGUUAUAUUUUUAAAAGCUGUAGCUCAGAACUACUAAACAGUGCUUUUAAAAAGUGUUUAAUGAAACAAAGUUUACAGACAGAAGCCCUAAGUGGAAAGACCUUAUGGUUUUGUAGAUAUCGUGACCCCAGUCUUUGUUGUAUAAAGGUUGGGGGAGCUGAUAAGGUUUUGUACAGUAUUUUCUCCUUCGUUGUAUUGAUUUUUGUAUAAAAAUGUAACUUUACGUGUCCAACACGUAUUAAAUAUUUUGAAGCAA